AUCCACCUCUACACACCCCGCAACCUUCACCCACUCGUUCCUUGCGCUGCGGCAUGGGGAUGUUUAUGCCCUCUUACCUCACUCUGUCAGACUUUUCGUCACCCUGUUGCAAAGGUCGGAGCACAAGAAACGCAGCGAACCAGCAAGAGCGAUGUUUCAAUCGUUCACGGGUAACGCCCGCCGGCCACGGCAGGUGAAUCUCGGUGGCCGGAAUACGAAUCCUUUCGCUGCAUACCCCCCAGGAACAACCGGACGAUCGAAUCCUCACGGCGCAGGCCCGCAAAACACCCUAGCGAUUGCCCAACAAGAACGGAUACACAGACAACAGGAGAGGGACCGGUUAGGGGCAACCCGGACAUUACAACGGGCCUGGCGGGGCCACCAGAGCAGAAAGACAACGCACAAGAAAUGGCGGAGGGAGUGGGAUGCCCUGGAACAGCAACGGGCGGAGGGUCUUCCUCCCUUCGAGGACCUGGCCCGUCGCUCGGACGCAUCCUUGCAGCCUCCUGCUCGGUACGGGACGGCUGCAGAAUGCCUGUCGCAGCUGCGACUGUUGGUCCACUUCAUGGAGCCGCGGAACAGCGGUGAUAUGGUCCGUCUGGUGUAUUUUUCCAGCGCUUUCCAGAAAACGUUGAACGAGGUGCCUACAAUUGCGACGGAGGGCGACUGGACCACUCCUCUGAACCGUUUGGCGACAUUCACCCUGCGGGUCUUACACACGGCGUUGUCGCCCACGGUCCCUCCCUUUGUCGUGGGUGAGCUGUUGAGACUGCUGUUGUUUAUGACCGGGUUGAUGCCGAAGCAGAUGGCACGGCUUUCUAAGGAGUAUUACGCCGUCAUGGUUCUUCUUACUAAGAACAUAGAGGAUGUGUCCCCCAGAUAUUGUCUCUCUCGGGACGACCUCGUCCAGAGUGUUUUGGCUUUGCUGAAGCCGAUCACUUCUGAGACGCUUACUGCCUAUGAAUGGUUCGCCAGGAGUUACCUGACAGUCCCGGACCUUACAUCAUACUUGGGAACUCUGGAUGGGCUGGCAAAUAAUAUCAAUUAUAAAUUGCUCACUUCCGCCUUGGAACCUCUAGUUUCCCAGAACCGUGGCCAGAGUCGGAAUGUGGAAGACCUGGACGCCCGGCUUUGGCUCCUAGCUUAUUUCAUCUUUUUCCACCAGUACGCCUUAGGACACCAGGCGGUGAACCAGGCACCGGAGCCGGCGUUCGUGAAGGUUGUAUCAGAAUUACUGAACUCCACAGCUGUGUACAUAUCACGGCGUCUGGAGCUGGAGGAAACGGGCGAGGUCGACGAGUCAACAACGGAGACACCGCCUCUCCAUCCGUUCAUCAAAGAGCAGCUGUUCAGCUUAGUGAACCAAAAUCGCAUCACAGGACUCCUUUCACAGCUUCAGUCUACUCAUCUGUUCCAGGGGGAUCUCGCAGAUACCGGGUCUGAUGCAUAUAGAGAGGCCAAAGUUCUUGCCACGUACGCAUUGACCCUUCUGCGUGUGUUCCCUCGACGGGGCGAUGAUAUACGGAUGUGGUUAUACCUAGGAUCCGCCAACUCUGGGUAUGCCGAGGUCGGUCAGCCUGGCCCCAGGAUACCGGCGAUCAAAUACUUCUGGAAUGCAUCUCGGUCGGGUAGAAUAUUCGCAACCAUUAGCCAGGACUCGAACAAGGUCUUAGCAUUGUUGAAACCAAUGGACGAGACGAAAGACGCACGGUGGUCGACGAUGUCCCAAACCGAGAGGGAUGAGGAAUGGAUGAUCAUUCUGUUGUUCCUGGAACUUUACACCUUCGUUCUGAAAGUAAUGGACGAUGAGGAGUUUUUCUCGAAUGAAUCUUCCUUCACAGCCUCGUCGAACACCCGUGUCUCGUGGACCAAAGAAAGUGCGUUACCCUUGAAAGAUAUCAAGGACCUGACGGUGUUCUUGAAGAAUCUGGCAUUUACCCUGUACUGGAACUCGGCGGACCUGAACGAAAAGGAGCCCAUUCAGGGAACCGCAAGCAACAUUCGCAGCUACUUCGGCUCCUUCGCCGCGCCGUCGGAUUCGAUUACCAGUGUGAAGGAUCUUGAGCUGAAGAAUAAGGAGAAAGGACUCCCUGGUGUGACAGGGAUUCCCCUCGACUACUUCAAGGGUCUAGUGACGGGCCUCCUGAGGAUGGUACAUGAGCGCGAUUCAAGACGCAAGUUUAUGCCAGAUGGUCACUGGCUGAUGACGAACCGCUUCGACAUGGAAGGCUUCAUUCCUGCCGUUGUGGCGGAGGAAGAGAACCGGCACCAGCUCCAGGAUGAGGACGAGGAGGAAGACCCGGACGACCUGAUGGACGAUUCAUUAUAUGAAUCUUCACUGGGACUGGUGGGGACCGGUCGUGCCCAACAGACUCGCCGAAUUGAGGCCCUCCGGCGACGGCAGCAACAAGCGGCUCGCCGGAAGCAACUUCAGGCCGUCGCGCCCCGCCUGGAGAUCCUGAGGAACAUGCCGUUCUUUAUCCCCUUCCAUACUCGCGUGCAGAUCUUUCGCGAAUUUAUCAUCCGGGACCAGCUGCGUCGACGACGAGGCGUCAUCGACCCGGACCUCUGGCGCAUGUCGGUGGCCCAGGCUUCCAUGGGGCGAACGAUCGACGGACACCCGCCCUCGGUGAACAUCCUCAAUCGACACCACGCCGAUAUCCAGCGCGAGAAGGUGUUUGAAGAUGCCUUUGAGCAGUUUUACGAGCUGGGCGAGGGGCUCAAAGAGCCAAUUCAGAUCACCUUUAUUGACAAGUUCGACACGCCCGAGGCUGGGAUCGACGGUGGGGGUGUGACGAAGGAGUUCCUCACGAGUGUUACCAGCGAGGCGUUCAAGUCGACCAGCGAGCUUAAUCUGUUCGAAGAGAACGACCAGCACCUGCUCUAUCCGAAUCCCGCGGCCGUCGAACAGCGCCGGGAAGCCCUACGGCAGUUGCGGAUCCCGGAGAAUAGCCCCGAGUGGAACGAUCACGUCCGCGAUUUGCUCCGGCGGUAUGAGUUCUUGGGACGGAUUAUCGGGAAGUGUCUGUACGAGGGGAUUCUGGUGGACGUCAACUUUGCCCCGUUCUUCUUGCUCAAGUGGGCCCUCACGGGUGGCAUGGGUUCGGCCCAGCGGGAGACAGCGUAUCGUGCGAACCUGAACGAUCUGAAGGAUCUUGACCAGGCACUUUAUCAGGGUCUGCUGCAACUCAAGAACUACACUGGAGAUGUGGAGGACUUUGCCCUGAACUUCACCGUGACCGAUACAAUCCCCCUGCCGGACUCGACCAGUCGGACCACCACGCGCGACCUGAAACCCCACGGCUCCGACAUCGCAGUGACGAACCAGAACCGACUAGUGUACAUUUCGUACAUUGCGCGCUACCGUCUCCAGGUGCAGCCUGCGCUGCAAACGCACGCCUUCCUGCAAGGGCUAGGCCAGAUUAUCCAACCGUCAUGGCUGUCCAUGUUCAACCAGGCAGAGCUCCAGACUCUCGUCAGCGGAGAAUCCGGCGACAUCGACGUCUCAGAUCUGCGACGGAACACGCUCUACGGGGGGGUCUACACCAUCGGGGACGACGGACAGGAACACCCGACGGUCCAGCUCUUCUGGGAAGUGAUGGAGAAGAUGAGCAACGAGGAGCGACGCAACGUCCUGCGGUUCGUGACGUCGACCCCGCGCGCGCCCUUGCUCGGGUUCAGCCAUCUCAACCCGCUCUUCAGCAUCCGCGACUCGAGCGAGGAUCAGGAUAGGCUACCGAGCACGAGCACGUGCGUGAACCUACUAAAGCUGCCGCGCUACACGAACGCCGAUACUUUACGGGAGAAACUCCUCUACGCGGUCAACUCGGGCGCCGGGUUUGAUCUGAGCUAGAAUACCAUGGAUAAUUCAUGAGUCAGGAUGAUGAACGAUGCACAUAGACCGCCGACCACGCAUGAUGUGAAUGAAUGGCGGGUUGCAUAGCUGAGGCGUUUUUUUGGCGGAUGGCUAUUCCACUGACGUUACGAUUCGAUUUGCUUCUAUUUCCAUUUCCCAUUGACUUGUUUCUUCUUGUUCUCUUUCUUACCCCUGUUCUUUGAGGGUUCAGUUCAUUGACGGUUGUUGUGUCAUGUACGCAGAGGCCCACCCGUUGCAUUCCUGAAAUUGACGAUUGUCUUCUUUGUCGGCAUAACAUGGGAGAGGCUAUGUAAAUAUGGUCUUAAAGCCAGUGAGAUGAAAAUAGCAUUCAUUGACAUGAG
Messenger RNA from Aspergillus campestris IBT 28561, 4218 nucleotides. RefSeq names its product HECT-type E3 ubiquitin-protein ligase. NCBI's taxonomy places the organism in Eukaryota, Fungi, Ascomycota, Eurotiomycetes, Eurotiales, Aspergillaceae. Gene Ontology annotation, molecular function: protein binding; ubiquitin protein ligase activity. The coding region runs from base 152 to 3853 and encodes 1233 amino acids. Gene Ontology annotation, biological process: protein polyubiquitination; ubiquitin-dependent protein catabolic process. The record is from RefSeq and is a predicted model, not a curated record. The transcript has 2 exons.